ACGAGGGAAAGUUCAAACAAAAUACGUCUAACUUUUACACAAAACAGCGAUGUAAUGUCUAUUAAAAUGUGUCAACCUCUUUCGUUGUUAGAUAGAUGGAUCCAGGAAAACAACGAGUUAGUAAGCAAAUGGAAGCAACAAGAAAGAGGAGGAGAUGCCCUCGGACGAGACCAAAGCCAGAACCAGACCCACCUGAGAUGGUGUUCCUCUGAGUUCCACAAACUUUUAAGGAAAAUCCAAGGUAUCCCUCCUCUUGCAGAUCACACACAGUUGGAGCUGACAGUGGUGUACAAUGCCUGUGUGUGCUUCACUGCUCAGUCUCAGUUCUCAGAAGCUGAGCUGCUCCUCAAACAAUCCACAGAGAGAGUUCUACACAUACACAGUUCUUCUACAGGAAGUGACGCUGUUGCUUCAGACCCUCAUUUGUUUUGGAGAACAGUUCUUACAUCAGUGGGAAACACCGUUCUGACUCCCUGUGUACUGCGCCUUCUCUGUCUGCAGUGGGCAAUAUGGCUGUCCACCUGCCAGCUGAAAUCUAUACAGGAAUUUCAGAAUGAGUUGGUCUCUGUGUUUGAAAGACUGUCUGCUGAAGUUUGGGAUAAAGGGAGGAGCGAGCCGAGGGGAAAGUCCUCUGACACUCCUCUACUGGUGAUAGACCCAAGGAAGCUGAUUGAAUUAUUGCAGAUCUGCACUUACAUUGCCCAAGGUGCAGAAGGAUUGAGUGAAGGUCGGAGUUCAGAAGCGCUGUCUGGUCUACAGACAGCUUCCUCUCUGCCUGCUCCCAGGAUUCUAAUAGCAUACACACAUCUCCUCUCCGGAUCUUGCCUCGCCCAUAUGGGCUGCCCUCAGAUGGCCUUGCAGUGUCACAGGAAAGCACUGGAAACAGAUCACCGGUGUGUGUGUGCUCUCUAUCAGAGCAUGCUCAUUUACAGGCAGCUUGGCAACACACAGGCGGAAAUACAAGCCCUACGUCUGCUGCACUCAACUCUGAUGUUGCCCUCCGCCACAGAGUCCCCUCUGGCCGGUACUGAUCUCCUCUCCCCGUCCUUACUGCUGCACAGCCAAUCACUGAGUAGCAUGCUCUCAGUCCCCUCUGCCCUCUCUGUCCUUCACAAUCUGGCCCUGAAGUGUGUGCUCCACGGGAGGGUGUCAGAGGGUGUGGAAUAUUAUUUAAAUUUGCUGGCUGCUCUUCAAUCAGAAGAUCAACUUGGAGUGCAUGCUGGGAACCCUCCCCUCCCCAGGUUGCCUGAGCUCUACCUGCAGGCCGGCGCUGCCUUGCUUAUGGCGCAACGCCCCGCUGAUUGCAUGGCACUGUGCGAUGAAGUCAUCACUACAACACUGGAGCUGCUGCCUGAGAGAGUGGUGUUGGAAGAGCCAGAUGAGGAGUGUGAGGCUGGGAGCAGGGCUCUGUGCGGGGGCAGUGAAGAUAGGGUGGGAAUGCUGCUCUGGGCCUCUGCUGCCUACCUCCUCCAGGGUCACUGCCACACUCAUCUGAAGGACUGGAAACAAGCCGUGACUCAAUACACAAGGUGUUUCAACCUGCUGGUGAAGGUGCGCUUGAAAAAAAGAGGUUUCCAACCGCAGAUUCCCAGUGCAGAUAUGGUUGGCAAGCAGGGAACAGAUCUGUGUUUCCUCCAGAGGCUGAAGGGGCUUUCACUGGCUGGUAGGGGCAUCAGCUUCACCCAAACAGACCAACUGAAGGAGGCACUGAGAGACCUACAGCUCAGCCUGCAGGCAUUCCCAGAGUGUGUCGCUGCAGGCCUGUGGUGUGGAGAGGUGCUGUGGAGGCUCAGCAGGAGACGGGAGGCAGCAUCUUGUUGGGAAAAGACUUGGAGCUUCACCCCACAGUCCACAGAAGCGAGUCUAUCUGUGUACCUACAUGAACCCCAGUCUGGUCCUCAGUUGGACUCCAUGGAGCUGCGCCGCAGGAUACAGGAACUUGGUCCUUCAUUGUUAGUCUAGAAAGAGACAAAACAAGAAUAACGUAUCUCUUACUGAACAGUAUCAACUUUCUCUGUCCUGUGAACUCAAACCUAUACCCACAACAAACACGUGUGUACCUGGACAAAAAAAAAUAAAGCAUCUAGACAGGGUGCGUUGUAUGGUAAAUCUGGCAGGUGUUUUAUUCCUGAAAUUAAGAUUACUUGAUAGCUAUGCUUUUGUAUGGUUACAGAGGAUUGCGGGUUACAUAAGAUAACACACAAUACGUACUACUUAAGAAGAUGAUGAUGCUACUCUAAAAUGUCUUUUUAUACCUGUUUCUGUAUGGACUGCCAUUACAAAUAAAACUAACAAAUUAUUUGCACUGCUCUUUA
Molecule: messenger RNA, 2315 nt
Organism: Eleginops maclovinus (Patagonian blennie)
Lineage: Eukaryota; Metazoa; Chordata; Actinopteri; Perciformes; Eleginopidae
Gene: fancg
Product: FA complementation group G
Exons: 14
Coding region: 55-1962 (635 amino acids)
Biological process (GO): interstrand cross-link repair
Cellular component (GO): Fanconi anaemia nuclear complex
Molecular function (GO): protein binding
Source: RefSeq, a predicted model, not a curated record